This is a messenger RNA of Letharia columbiana, 3711 nucleotides long. RefSeq lists its product as uncharacterized. Bases 1 to 3711 code for a protein of 1236 amino acids. Gene Ontology annotation, cellular component: nucleus. The transcript has a single exon. Gene Ontology annotation, molecular function: deSUMOylase activity. Gene Ontology annotation, biological process: protein desumoylation. Lineage: Eukaryota; Fungi; Ascomycota; Lecanoromycetes; Lecanorales; Parmeliaceae. The record is from RefSeq and is a predicted model, not a curated record.
AUGGACAGCAGCCCAGGGAGCGAUCGCAUGGACUGGGAAGAGGACUCCUCACUCCACAUCAUUCAACCAGCUUCAAGCCCAUGGCGAAAGAGAUCCUUCGAUACCUACAAUGAUACAAACGAACCAUAUCACCCGAAUGAAGACUAUUCAGGCUAUCGAGUCACUGACACACUUCGAAAUCACACGGAAGUGGUAGAACCUUUCAUAGACUUCAACGGCCGCCCCGCUCGAUAUGUUACCGAUUUUGACGGCAAUGUCAUCCUUCAACCAAUCAUCCAGCGACAGCCACGGCAGCCCAUUGGCUACUACCUUCCGGAGUGGGUCAAGUGGAUCAUCUACGGAGUCGCGCUGCUUGUCUUCAGCAGCUGCGAAUUGGCGGGCGAUGCUUACGUUCACACUGCCACCGUUGCUGUUCGCGUUGGCGGUUCUGCCAAACGUCGCCUUGUCGAAGUCACUCGGAAAGCAUUUGUUCCUGCUCCACCUCCUCGAAGGCAUCGCCACCACGUCCCACCUCACCGUCGCCGAUCUCCCAUCAUCCGCCGCGUCUCUCCUACAUCACCUGGAGGCCGUACGCACAUACCGGUCACUCCACCAAGGGCACGACCAACGGCUACGCUCAAAGAAGCCGCAUUGAUCAACCAUGAAUGCAUUGUCAACUACGUACCAGGCGGCGUUGAACACCAGGGCCCAGGUGCUUUUGUUUCCUCACCUGAAGAUGAUCACCUGAUGUCCGGUGUCACUCAUCAAUCCUAUUUCGAGCCCCUGAUGUCCGGUGCGCUCGAAGACAUGGAGAUGGACGAAUAUUCUCAGUCGAAUGUUACCACGUCUUUCUCAUCAUAUCACAUCCCGGGAACAUUUCCAGAAUCGCCAUCACCACCCGGGCUUCCUUCAACUGAAUCGCCAACGACGGAGCCACAAGCUAGCGAUGAUUCAGCUAAACCGCACAUCCAAAAUACCGAUGAAUCGGCUAUAUCAGAAGAGCGAGCUGUUGAUGAUUUGGCUACACCACGCAGCGAACCUUCCGACGAAUCUGAUAUACCAGACGUGCAAGUUACCAUUGAAUUUCCAUUGCAGAAAGUCGAUAGCCGGCCCAGAAACUAUAAAGGCGAGCUCCUCGACGAUUGGCAAAUUAAAGUCUGCAGAGAAUUCCAGGCUAUCCAUCCACCUCCUAAAGAAAUACGACGGCACGCCACCAACGUUCCUGAACAGCCACAAGGACCGAACCCCGCUGGAUUGAUCGAAUCAACCCGAUCUCCUACGGCGAACGGAUCUCCCAAAACUCAUCAUCAGCAACGUGGGACAAGUGCCACUGGAUUGAUCGAAUCACAGCGAUCUCCUUUGGCGAACGGUUUUCCCAGGUUUUCUCAUCAGCAACACGGAGCGACUACCACUGGAUUGAUUGAUUCACGUCGAUCUCCUAUGGCCAACGUAUCACACACAGGAGCAGCUGAUGGAACGAUGGAUGUGGAUGGAUCGACUCCCGGACUUCUUUGCCAGCCUCGGGGCAUGGCUUCCAUUGGAUCGAACGACUUACACCGAUCUUUUUUGGAUUUGCACAGAGCUACCACAGAUGUUCUUCAUCAACCGCAUGGGACAACUUCCAUAGGAUUGAACGACUUAUAUCGAUCUCCUUUGGCGGACGUAUCACCUACGAGGGCAGGCCAUGUACUGAACCACUCGCCCGAUGCAGCUUCUGACAUACCACACCGGCCACUUGGAACGGCUAACACUGGAUCGAUCGACUCACCACGAUCUCCUUUAGUCGACGCAUCACCAAUCAAUUCGCAGCAUGAAACGAUCACCACUGGAUCGAUCCAAUCACCACGAUCUCCUGUGGCCGACGUAACGCCCAUCAAUUCCCCACAUGGGACAAAUUCCAUUGGAUUGAUCGACUCACCGCGAUCUCCUUUGGAUGGCGUAUCUCCUAUCCAUCUGCAGCCUGGGAUGAGCCCAAUUGGAUCGAUCGGUUCACCACGAUCUCCUUUGGCCGAAUCCCACAUGGAGGUAGGAGUUGAUGCCAUGACUGACACACACGAGGCUGGUCCCGACGUUUCAGACCAUGCACAAGGCACGACACCCGUGCCCUCGAGGAGCCCUCUUUCGAGCCAAUCGGUCAUGAUGACUACGACUCUUGCAGGAUCGACGUCGAAAUGGUCUAUUCGGUCACUUUAUGCGCGUGUUCAAGGCAAGCCAAAGAAGCGAUCCCCUUUGCGCGAACGUAUGGACAAUGCCAAUAUCCACAAAGUACCAAAGACACCAAAGAAGGUCACUUGGCCUGAACACGGACCUGUCACAGGUACCAAACGAUUUAUAAAGCAUGAGGCCAUGUCGCAUCCCAGUCCUGCUUCUUCCCGCGAGGACAGCAGCAUCCUGAGUAGCGUGCCCAGCGAUUUCUCGCCUCAGCUCAGCCCAACUAUGCAGGAAGAGGCAGAGGAAGUAGCAUUGAAUCCACUACACCAAAUCUAUCCACCAACGUGUGCCGGUGAUGAUUGGAGCAUGAGCCCGAUCUCAUCCAAUAAGAGCGACGUAUUGAAUACUACGUCAACAGCCGAGCAAACGGACGCAAUCAACAACGCAGGUGAGGAACAGAAUAUCAGCUCUAACUCGUCGAGCGACAACGAGGCCAGCGUUCAGUCAUUCGAGACACCUACGAAGACUGCCGCCGCAGACCCAUCGACUCCACCAUCUCAUCUCUCCCCAAAGUUCGAAGAGUUGACAAUCUCUACCCGUCGUUCUUCGCUACGCCGACGCGAGAAGGAGGAUCAAGCACAGAAGCUAAGGGACGCCAUUGCAGCUGAAGAGAAGGCUCGCAAGGAUAAGGAGGAAGCCGAAGAGAAGGCACGCAAGCACAAGGAGGAGGCCGAGGAGAAGGCGCGGAUCAAGGCAAAGCAGGAGGAGGAGCGCAAGAAGACUGGAGGUCGUCGCAUUCCUAUUGAGAAGGUGAUCCAGUCACUACCACCAGGAUGGGAUGAGAAGGUCCGGAUCAACAUGGCGAAGGGUAUGAGAGAGCAACUUGCCAUGACAAGUGUUGGGAAUGCUCUGACGCGCCGUGACUUCGGAAUGGUACUUCCUCAGCCUGGGACAGGAGAUCACCCGAGCGGUUGGCUGAAUGAUGAAAUAAUCAGCGGGUACCUACAAGCAGUCGUCGACCAUGGCCACCGGAGAAUGUGCCACCCUCGCGGCGCAAAACCUUGGCUGCAUGCCUUCAAUCCGUUCUUUUACACGACUCUGAAAGAGCGUGGCUACGACGCCGUCAAGAGGUGGUCUACCCGUGCCAAGAUUGGUGGUAACGACUUGAAGACCGUCGAGUAUGUUUUCAUCCCGUGCAACCCAAGCAAGAGCCAUUGGACUCUAGUGGUAGUCUCCCCGGUACGAAAGACGAUUGAAGUCUUUGAUUCUAUGCAUGGCGACACUUUGGACAAGGUGAAUACUACAAAGGGGUGGUUGAAAGGUGAAUUGGGCCGUUCGUAUGUUGACUCGGAGUGGACUGUUGUCGAAGAUCCGGUAUACCCUGGCCGUGGAAAGGGGCCGACUCAGAACAACAUUAACGAUUGUGGGGUGUUUGCUGUUACGACAGCAAAGAUGGUUAUGCUUGGGGUCGAUCCCAUGGCUGUUUCUGCGGGGGACAUGCCCCUGCAACGCCGCCGUCUUGUUGCCGAGCUCCUGAACGGCGGUUUCUCCGGGGAGUUUGAACCCCUUGCUGUCUUCUAA